Aegilops tauschii subsp. strangulata is the source of this 1022-nucleotide messenger RNA. RefSeq names its product nicotinamidase 1. The record is from RefSeq and is a predicted model, not a curated record. NCBI's taxonomy places the organism in Eukaryota, Viridiplantae, Streptophyta, Magnoliopsida, Poales, Poaceae. Gene Ontology annotation, molecular function: nicotinamidase activity. Gene Ontology annotation, biological process: pyridine nucleotide salvage.
GGGUCCCGCCUCUACCCGGGGUUACAACUGGAUGGUGCCGGUCGAGAAAGAUUUUAGACAAAACGGGGCUCGUGACGUACUAGUUGAUCGGGACCAGUCAAACCCAAACCACCAACCGCCCCUUCCCUUCACGCAUCUCCAUGGGGUCCGAAGCCAGCGGCGGCGCCGCCGCGAUUGACCUGCUCCGCUCGGCGGCGCCCUUCCUGCCGGACGCCGACCUCCUCCUGACGCCCGGCACGGGGCUCGUCCUCGUCGACCUCGUUAACGGCUUCUGCACCGUCGGCGCCGGGAACCUCGCCCCUGUCACGCCGAAUAAGCAGAUCGAGAAGAUGGUGGAGGAGUCUACCAGGCUUGCCAAGGUGUUCUGCCAGAGGAACUGGCCGGUCUUUGCGUUCCUUGAUACCCACCACCCCGAUAAACCUGAGCCGCCUUUUCCGCCGCACUGUAUCAUCGGUUCCGGUGAAGAAAACUUUGUUCCAGCUCUGGAGUGGCUGGAGAAUGAUCCAAAUGUGACAAUGAGGCGCAAGGACUGCAUUGAUGGUUAUCUUGCUUCAUUUGAGAAGGACGGGUCCAAUGUUUUCAGCGAGUGGGUCGCAAAGUUCCAGAUCAAAACCGUUUUGGUUGUAGGAAUAUGCACAGACUACUGUGUUUUGGACUUUGUGAGUUCAACGCUGGCUGCAAGAAACAUUGGCCGAGUGCCCCCGUUGGAAGAUGUUGUGAUCUAUUCUGAGGGAUGUGCAACAUUUGACCUCCCUGUCGAAGUAGCCAGGAGUAUGAAAGGAGCUUUGGCCCAUCCACAGGAUCUUAUGCAUCACAUGGGACUUUACAUGGCCAAAUCAAGGGGUGCCAAGAUAGUUGACGGAAUUCUUGAAGAAUAAGACUAGAUCAUUCAUCAGGUCUGAUGGUCUUGCUGGAAGGACCGUGCUAUAUAGUUCUAUGUAGUCCUGUUUAUCCACUCUAUGUAGAAUAAUCAGAUGCUGUAUCUGCCGCAGAAUAGAUACCAUUCCCAAUCUGUGUUUUUA